Pseudomassariella vexata is the source of this 2193-nucleotide messenger RNA. Its product is annotated as cytochrome P450. The transcript has 6 exons. The record is from RefSeq and is a predicted model, not a curated record. Gene Ontology annotation, molecular function: iron ion binding; oxidoreductase activity, acting on paired donors, with incorporation or reduction of molecular oxygen; heme binding. NCBI's taxonomy places the organism in Eukaryota, Fungi, Ascomycota, Sordariomycetes, Amphisphaeriales, Pseudomassariaceae. The coding region runs from base 242 to 1930 and encodes 562 amino acids.
AGGUCGUACACGCGAAAAAGCGCAUACCUUGGCGCGAAUUCGGUUUGAAUUCUGGCCGGCAACUCAGUCGGUGUAUACAUCACCUUCGCGGCUUCUGAAGUGAAAGUUCGGGCAAAGACGGCACUCGCAUUUAUAAGUGAGAAAGCACCCCCGUCAGCCCAAAUCCCCAAGCUAUUUGCAGCUCCCUUCUCUCAUUAAAGCCAAUAUUUUCUUCUUCGCACUGCUGUUACCCGGCGCGGCCAUGCAAAUAACUACUAUUGUCGCCUUGAGCAUCGCGCUCGUGGGCCUCGUGGUAUACAAAACGGUUCAGUCAUACCACGACAUGAACGACCCAAGAUUACCGCCGGGGCCGCUAAAGUUACCCUUCAUUGGGCGUAUUCACGAUCUCCCUAUUCAGCUCAUGUGGCUGAAGUUCAAGGAAUGGGCGGAAAUUCAUGGCAAGGAAAAUGGUUUCUACAUGACGGAUAUGUUGGGAGCCAAGUUUCUUGUUGUGUCCGAUGAGAAGGUCGCUGAAGAUCUGCUGGUCAAGCGAGCGAGAUACAACUCGGACCGACCCGUCAUCAGGUCCUUAUUUGACUCGAAAAGUACGCAUGGUUCGAUGGAAUACUUGCCCUUAAUGGGCAAGAAUCAGUAUUGGGCCCGCCAACGCAAGCUGUCGCACGCCUAUCUUACCGAGGCCAGCAACGCAAAUUACUACGGGGUCAUGUAUCACGAAACUAAGCGCUGGCUCGCCCGGCUGAUGGAGGACCCUGAUUCGUUCCAGUUCUCACUCGAGGACAUGGCUUCGAAGGUCAUGUGCCAGUUGACGUGGGAUGAUCCCUCCCUCAGCGAGUAUUGCACUAAAAGUGCAUGGGGCUUGCUCACCCAGAUGUCUCCAGCAGGCCCCAUAACGAACGUUCUCACCCCACUGUGGCAUUUGCCGUUCUUCAUGAAUCCCUGGAAGCAAGCCGAAAGGAAACGUCACGACGAGCAACAGGCGUGGUGGAUGGAGAGGUUUCUGACGGUGAAGAACAAUAUGGCUAUGGGCCAGCAGAGACCGUGUUGGACGAGACAAUAUAUUGAGAAGAGCGAAAAGCGAAGUAACAUGUCGGGCGACUACGAAGCGUCGUGUGUCUUGGGCAUGUUGGCCCUAGUUGGCAUCUUUACUGUCGCCGGGCCACUCUCUUACUACUUGGUCACUAUGACCCAUCACCCUGCUUGGCAGGCUGCGGUUCAGACGGAGAUUGAUGAUGUUUGCGAGGGACGAAUGCCGACUCUGGAAGAUAUGCCUAGGCUGCCUGUUCUUCGCGCCUGCAUCAAGGAGACCAUGCGAUGGAAGCCUAACGUGCCCACGGGCGUCGCGCAUGAGACCGAAGCGGAUGAUGUUUACAAGGGGUAUUUUAUUCCCAAGGGCACCCGCAUACUGCCCCUCGACUGGGCAUUUCUGCGCAACCCCGAAAGGUAUCCCGAUCCCGAUAAUUUCCGCCCAGAACGGUGGCUUCAACCUGGUUGGCCGACUUAUCAAGAGCCACUCACCCAGUACCCUACCAUUAAAGGCAUGUCUUCGUUUGGUUGGGGUCAACGCCAAUGUCUCGGCAUGACACUUACUCAAGAUGAGCUGGUAGUGGCGUGUGGUGCACUGUCGUGGUGUUUUAAUCUGAAGCCCAAGACAGAUUCUUUGACUGGCGAACAAUUGCCUGUUCCACUUGACAAGUCCAAUUCGCUGCUCAUAAUUAAGCCUGACCCGUUCCAGAUGGCUUUUGAGCCUCGGAGUGAACAGAGGAAACGGGAAGCGCUUCGCUUAUGGAGGGAUUCCGAGGCCAAGGACUUUACGCAGAGAGCUGAUUAUGCGGGGAAAGUCGCAAAGCCAGAUGAGGUGACGUCGGCAGUUCCCAGGCCAUUGUCGGCACGACCAUUGCCUUCUCCUUCGUUUUGCUCGGAAAUGCUAUAACCCAGUCAUUCAUGGGAGUGCCUGCCCUACUGGUGGACUUCCCAAAGCCGUCUAACCCAGACCAUUCCACUCGAGCCAAAUUACUAGGUCGUCAAUGGCCCGUCUUCUGGAAGGUGGGAAACGUCUUCUUCAGACCCAUCAGCACUCUCGGCAUUUUUGGCUACGGCUACACCGCGUGGGCAGCCCAUUCGGGGGAUAUUGGCGGUGGGGCCAAAUCAGGAGACUGGCGGUGGUAUGCGCUCGCGGCAACGUGCCACUUGGUC